AUGGACACUUCUUCCAAAGAAAAUAUCCAGCUAUUCAGCAAAAAUUCAAUGCAACCUGUUGGGAGGCCUUCCUUGAAAACAGAGUAUCCCUCCUCCGAGGAGAAGCCCUGCUGUGGUGAACUGAAGGUGUUCUUGGGUGCCUUAUCUUUCGUUUACUUUGCCAAAGCCCUGGCAGAAGGCUAUCUGAAGAGCACCACCACUCAGAUAGAGAGAAGGUUUGAUAUCCCCUCUUCACUGGUGGGAGUUAUUGAUGGUAGUUUUGAAAUUGGGAAUCUCUUAGUUAUAACAUUUGUUAGCUACUUUGGAGCCAAACUUCACAGGCCAAAAAUAAUUGGAGCAGGGUGCCUAAUCAUGGGAGUUGGAACGUUGCUCAUUGCAAUGCCUCAAUUCUUCAUGGAGCAGUACAGAUAUGAAAGGUAUUCUCCUUUCUCCAAUUCCACUCUCAGCAUCUCUCCGUGUCUCUUGGAGUCAAACAGUCCAUUACCAAUCUCAGUUAUGGAAAAAUCACAAUCCAAAAUAAAUAAUGAAUGUGAAAUUGAUGCCAGCUCCUCCAGGUGGGUUUACGUCUUCUUGGGGAACCUUCUUCGUGGCAUCGGAGAAACUCCCAUUCAGCCUUUAGGCAUCGCCUACCUUGACGAUUUUGCGAGUGAGGACAACGCGGCUUUCUAUAUUGGGUGUGUGCAGACGGUUGCAAUUAUAGGACCAAUCUUUGGCUUCCUGUUAGGCUCAUUAUGUGCCAAACUGUAUGUUGACAUUGGCUUUGUAAAUCUAGAUCAUAUAAGCAUCACCCCAAAGGAUCCACAGUGGGUGGGUGCCUGGUGGCUUGGUUAUCUAAUAGCAGGAUGCAUAAGUCUUCUGGCAGCUGUGCCUUUCUGGUGUUUACCAAAGAGUCUACCAGGACCCCGGAGCAGAGACGAUUCCAGUUCCUCCUCUGAGAAAUCUAAGUGUAUUAUGGAUGGUCGCGCAGACCACCAAACGCAUCUUGGAGACAAAGCAAAACUCAUGGACAUGGCAAGAGAUUUUCUGCCAUCACUGAAGAGUCUUUUUGGAAAUCCAGUGUACUUCUUAUAUUUGUGUGCAAGCACCAUUCAGUUCAAUUCUUUAUUUGGGAUGGUGACUUAUAAACCGAAGUACAUUGAGCAACAGUAUGGGCAGUCAUCCUCUAAGGCCAACUUUGUUAUUGGGCUCAUCAAUAUACCUGCAGUGGCCCUUGGAAUAUUCUCUGGGGGGAUAGUCAUGAAAAAAUUCAGAAUCGGUGUGUGUGGAGCUGCAAAACUCUACUUGGGGUCAUCUGUCCUUGGGUACCUCCUAUUCCUUUCCCUGUUUGCGUUGGGCUGUGAAAAUUCUGAUGUGGCAGGACUAACAGUCUCCUACCAGGGAACCAAACCUGUCUCUUAUCAUGAACGAGCUCUCUUUUCAGAUUGCAACUCAAGAUGCAAAUGUUCAGAGACAAAAUGGGAACCCAUGUGUGGUGCAAAUGGAAUCACAUAUGCAUCGGCUUGUCUUGCUGGUUGUCAAACCUCCACCGGCAGUGGAAAGACUACUAUAUUUAAUAACUGCACCUGUGUGGGAAUUGCAACCUCAAAAUCUGGAAACUCCUCAGGCAUGGUGGGCAGAUGUCAAAAAGAUAAUGGAUGUCCCAAAAUGUUUCUGUAUUUCCUUGUAAUUUCAGUCAUCACGUCCUAUACUUUGUCUCUAGGCGGGAUACCUGGAUACAUAUUACUUCUGAGGUGCAUUAAGCCACAACUUAAGUCCUUUGCCCUGGGUAUCUACACCUUAGCAGUAAGAGUUCUUGCAGGAAUCCCAGCUCCCGUAUAUUUUGGAGUUUUGAUUGAUACUUCAUGCCUCAAAUGGGGAUUUAAAAGAUGUGGAAGUAGAGGAUCCUGCAGAUUAUACGAUUCAAAUGCUUUUAGGUACUGUAUCAAACUCGUUCCCACGUCUCACUGCUACCACAUCCCAGGUCUGCACAAUGCAAUUGGCACUAGUAAUCCUCACAUAUUUUCAUUGCUUGUAAGGAAAAGUAAAACACAUAUAUCUGGGACUAACCAUGAUGCUUGGCACAAUGUCCAUUUUCCUAAGUACUGCAGUACUUUUCACCUUAAAGAAAAAUUAUGUGUCAAAACAUAGAAGCUUCAGAACCAACAGAG
Molecule: messenger RNA, 2147 nt
Organism: Hippopotamus amphibius kiboko
Lineage: Eukaryota; Metazoa; Chordata; Mammalia; Artiodactyla; Hippopotamidae
Gene: SLCO1C1
Product: solute carrier organic anion transporter family member 1C1
Exons: 14
Coding region: 1-2127 (708 amino acids)
Biological process (GO): bile acid and bile salt transport; sodium-independent organic anion transport; transmembrane transport
Cellular component (GO): membrane
Molecular function (GO): protein binding; bile acid transmembrane transporter activity
Source: RefSeq, a predicted model, not a curated record